Eruca vesicaria subsp. sativa (arugula) is the source of this 1179-nucleotide messenger RNA. The record is from the annotation of a GenBank genome assembly. NCBI's taxonomy places the organism in Eukaryota, Viridiplantae, Streptophyta, Magnoliopsida, Brassicales, Brassicaceae.
AUGGAGAGAAAUGAAGUAAGGGAAGGGCAUACAGCUAUUGCAGUGGACAGAGAUAAAACAAGCAUCCAAGCUCUUAAAUGGGCUAUAGAGAAUCAUAUACCCGAAGGAGAAACAUUAAAACUUGUUCAUGUCAUCCAAAGAUCUUCAAAUGGACCUAAUACAGAUGAUGAAUUGUCUGAAAGAGAGAACAAUGAUAGACGACGCUUUCUUCCCUUGCGUUGUCUUUGUAUGCGACGAAAUAUACACACCGAAGUAGUUUUGCUUGAUGAUCAGGAUGUGGCCAAAGCAUUGAUAGAAUAUAUCAGCCAUAACUUUGUUUCUACAUUCUUCAUAGGUGCCUCGUUGAAGAAGAGCAUUACAAGGUUGUUCAAGGUUGAUGACAUUCCAAGUAAUGUAAUGAGAUGGGCACCAGAUUUCUGCACUGUCUUUGUAAUAUCAAAAGGAAGACUAUCAAGUGUACGUUCAGCCACUAGGCCAAUACCUCUAGCCUUGCCAUCUCCUUCUUCAGGGACUGCACCAUUGUCACCACUCAGCAACAGCGACGAGCUUCCCUCUGAGAUGUCAUUGUCAAGAGAAGACGACGUUUUCUUUGAGGAGUUCCCAUCACUAGACAAAAGUUCUAGUAUGAACACUAGUGGCAGGAGCAGUACAGAUAGUUUGGCUCUCUCCUUCUAUAAGAAACUUGGAGCUCCUCCACCGAUGUUGGAGAUUCCUAGAUUAUUCUCUAGUCUGGAUGAUGAGAAAGCCAUGCUUUCGAUGUAUCUCAAUAGUCCUUCUGAUGAAAAGAACUGUGCAUUGCCUUCGUCACUACCACCAAGGGAUGAUGCCGAGGAUGAGAAGAGAAGGUUGAAGAAAGAGCUGAAGGAGACAAUGAAUAUGUACCACUCCGCCUGUAAAGAAGCCCUUGUGGCAAAUGAGAAAGUAGCCGAGCUCGAGAUGUGGAAAAAGAAAGCAGAGAAAAGGCUUCAAAUGGCUGAAAAAAGAGCAACAAUGGCCAUCAUGGAGAUGGAUAAGCUAAAACUUGAGGUAGAGAUGAAGACGGUGAGAGGGAGAGGAAGUGAUGACAGGAAGGUUGGUUUGGAUGAUGUUGGAGGGUCUCAUAUAGUGGUUAAGUAUGAGAGCUUGGUCCAUAUUGUAGUUGUUAUAUUCUUCUUCUGUUUCUAUUUCACAUUCAGAUAG